Messenger RNA from Serinus canaria (Common canary), 4692 nucleotides. RefSeq names its product solute carrier family 25 member 44 (gene SLC25A44). The record is from RefSeq and is a predicted model, not a curated record. Lineage: Eukaryota; Metazoa; Chordata; Aves; Passeriformes; Fringillidae. Gene Ontology annotation, cellular component: mitochondrion. Gene Ontology annotation, molecular function: branched-chain amino acid transmembrane transporter activity. Gene Ontology annotation, biological process: branched-chain amino acid catabolic process. The coding region runs from base 1811 to 2752 and encodes 313 amino acids. The transcript is spliced from 4 exons.
CCUGUGCAGGAAGCUUUGUGUGUCAAAUCGUGUCAGUAUUAGCAAACCCAGUAGGGCUGUAAUUGUAACUAAAGCAAUCCAGACUGGGGUGUUUGUUGUGUUAGCUGGCAGGGUGAAGUGUAGCUCUCUGUACAAUGGUAAAAAAGUGGGGGUUUGGGUGUUUUUAACUCCCCUGUCCACCUGCAGGAGCUGUGGUAGCCUGUAAUGCUGUUUGCUCCUGUUCAGCAAAUAUUUUGUUGGCCAAUAGGCAAUGAAAUGGUCACCUUAUGGAACACCCACCCCUGAUCUGCCUUAAUUUCAUAACUGCAAUUUCUCCUCUGUGCCAGAGGUAAACAACUUCUAGUUGUUUUGUUACUCUGUUUCUAACAGGAUGUCUCUGGCCUGGGUGAGUUCUUCAUCAAUUCUGAAGUGUUGAGACAUUUCCCUAAGAAUCCCAGACUGGUUUGGGUUGGAAGGAUCUUAAAGCUUAUCUCAUCCCACCCCCUGCCAUGGGCAGGGACACCUUCCACUAUUCCAGGUUGCUCCAAGCCUUGUCCAGCCUGGCCUUGGACACUGCCAGGGAUGGGGCAGCCACAGCUUCUCUGUGCCAGGACCUCCCCACCUUCACAGGGAACAAUUCCUUCCUAAUAUCCCAUCUAACCCUGCUCUUGGUCACUGGGAAGCUAUUCCCCCUGUCCUGUCUCUCCAGUCCUUUGUCCCAGGUCCUUCUUCUUUGGAGCUCCUUUGGGCACUGAUGUUGUGGCUUGGUGAAGUGCCCCCAGAGCAGUGUGUGGUACUGGUUGCCCAUCCCUUUGAGUUCUCACUUGGUGAAUGUGUUUUCUGAUCAAGGUUUUGGCUCCCUAGCUCCUGUUCUUGCUCCUUGCUCUGGCUCUGCUCUCCAGCAGUUCAGCUCAUGCCUGGGCACACCCUGCCAGUGCCUGGAAUACAAGCUAUGAUCCAGCUGCAGUCAAGCCUUUCCCAAAAGUUCAGUCUCCCAAACACCCCAUUAUUUUUUUUUUUUUAUUUGAUGUGAAAGUGAGUCCUUUAUGGCAGUGAACAGGUCCAUGUUGCAUUGGGUGAUUCUCUGAGUUGUGCUUCUCCUGCUGCCUGGCUCUGUGUGUAGGUUCCCUUAGCCCAAGCUUGGUUAAUUUACUAAUUACAGCAGCUGAAAGUACCAGGAGCCUGGUCGCGGAGAAGCAGUUGGUGCCUGCUGGGACCUGGUGAUGAGCUGCAGCAAUUGAGGCUGGGGGAGGCUGAACCAGCCCCUCCCUCCUCAUCCUCCCCAUUCCUGGUGCUCUGAGCACAGCCAACAGUGGAAGGGGAUUUAUCAGACCAGGAGUGUUGGAAGGGAGGGUGAACUUUGCUCGUGUAGCUGACAAGCAGCUCAUCAGAGAGAUCCUGGGAUGUGAUUUAACCCUUUCUUUUCAAGACCUUGGUCAUCAAUGUAGAGACUCUACAUGGCUGUCUUGCCUUGUUUUCCCAUUGUUGUUCUUCUUUUCUUCUCAUCACCCUCCAGCUUUAGAAAGAUAAGAAUAGAACUACCCAAAGAAAUGGGUCUAAUUGAUGCAGGGAAUCUAGGAACACAAAAGGACUUGUCACUUUCUUCUUUGUACAGAUCCUGGAACUGAAAGGUGACAUCCUGACACCUGGGAGCAUGACAGACCUGGAAUGACUGGAGAGAAGCUGCUUUGGUUGGCCAUCCCUGAUCUUGGGUGCCCAUAAAAGGUGCUAGCACUUGCAGUCUGCUUGCUCAAGGCUGGAAGGCCGGGCCUGGAUCUGCUCUGUACCUUUAAGAGAGACCUGGACCUCUCCAGCCUGACCGUGAGGAGCCAUGGAGGACAAACGCAACAUCCCCAUCAUUGAGUGGGAGCACCUGGACAAAAGGAAAUUCUACGUCUUUGGGAUUUGCAUGACCAUGAUGAUCCGGGUGAGCGUUUACCCCUUCACGCUCAUCCGGACACGGCUGCAGGUUCAGAAGGGCAAGAGCCUCUACAACGGGACCUUCGAUGCCUUUGUGAAAAUCCUGCGGACAGAAGGGACGGCCGGGCUCUACCGUGGCUUCCUGGUGAACACCUUCACGCUGAUCUCGGGACAGUGCUACGUGACCACAUACGAGCUCACCCGCAAGUACGUGUCGCGCUACAACAACAACAACGCCGUCAAGUCCCUGGUGGCCGGCGGCUCGGCCUCCCUGGUGGCCCAGAGCAUCACGGUGCCCAUCGAUGUCGUCUCCCAGCACCUCAUGAUGCAGAGGAAGGGGGAAAGCAUGGGCAGGUUCAAGGUGCAGAACCAAGAUGGCAAGCGUCUGCUGGUCUUUGGCCAAACCAAGGACAUCAUUGUACAGAUUUUCAAGGCUGACGGUUUCAGAGGCUUCUACCGGGGCUAUGUGGCCUCGCUGCUCACUUAUAUUCCCAACAGUGCGGUCUGGUGGCCCUUCUACCACUUCUAUGCUGAACAGCUUUCGAGUUUGACUCCUAAAGACUGUCCCCACCUCCUUCUGCAAGCGAUAUCAGGGCCCCUUGCGGCUGCCACAGCUUCCACUCUCACCAACCCCAUGGAUGUGGUGAGGGCUCGGGUCCAGGUAGAAGGCAAGAGCUCCAUCAUUCUCACCUUCAAACAGCUCAUUGCAGAGGAAGGUCCCUGGGGGCUGACUAAAGGCCUCUCUGCCCGCAUCAUUUCGGCCACUCCUUCCACCAUCGUCAUCGUGGUGGGCUAUGAAACGCUGAAGAAGCUGAGCCUGCGCCCAGAGCUGGUGGACUCAAGGCACUGGUAGAGGCAGCUGGGGGAGGAGAACCUUCCUGUGAACUCUCUGAGUUUGGACUCUUGCAGGGGAGAGCCUGGGAUGCGACGCAGCUGCUGUGCCUUUGUCUCUGGCUGGUUUCACAGCACAAGGCAGAUGCAAAAGCAGCUGCACUUCACCUCUAGAUCUGAGUGUCACGCAAUGGUCUGCUGAUGGUUUCGCUUCAACUGUGACCUUUGGCAGUGCUCUUUGCCUGGAGCAGUCCAUUCCAGGUGUGUGAAUGCAUCCUGGCAAGUUAGUAAUUCCUUUUUUUUUUAAUUAAAGACUUACUGGCUUAAGCAAAAAGCCAGUUUAUUCUCUUUAAAUUAUUUUCAUCUUUGCCAAACUUCCAAGGAGUCUCACGGCCUGCAGCAGGACCCUCUGCUGGGAUGUCUCUAGUGGCAGUUGUGCUGUGGGAAGCUGGAAGCAGAAAAUAGACAAGUGACUUUCUCCAAUUACCUGCUGUAUUUCUAGAAGAUGUGAGACAAAGAGUAACGUGGAACCACUUCAGACCUGAUUUCCUGCGUUUUGAAUAGAUCUACAUACUUGUUUUGUAUAUUCUUGGAAAAUGUUCCCUGUCUCUCAUCCUUCAAACAGCAAGCUAGCAGAUAGCAAGUGAGGAGCUGAGCUGGCUGUUUGGAAUUAGCUGAUGGCAGUUUUGACACCUAACCUGUGUUUUUAAUCUGUUGUAAUUUAAUUUUUUUUAUUUUAGGGAAGGUUAUUCUGAUUUCUGGGGAACUGAAUGGUUGUCCUGUGGCCUCGUUCAGUGUGUCAAUCCUGCAUGUUCAGAGUGGCUGUGGCCACUUCCCACCUUAGUUAGUUUAAGCCCAGAAAUGCAGUUUGGAAGUGUUUGAUCGUGGUGCUGCCAGCAGCUGGAUGAGAACUGAAUGGGCUUUGAGCUACAGUUAGAUGGGAGUGGGGGAGGAAAAACCUUGUGCUGGCUUUUGAUCCGCUUCAAACCUGGUGGGCGUGUUUGUAUUGAAUAAGAAGUGAUGGUUCACUUCAUGAGUUUAAAUUCUGCUCUUCCAGUUUGGGAAGGGCAAGGAUAAUGUUUUGCACAAUUGCUGGAUCAGAAGCCUGAGCUAUGGUCUAUGUAUUUUACCAGGUGAAAACUUCAGGGGUAUGAAACCAGAGGCUGCUUUUUGGGGAGGGGAGGGAGGGGGUUGUUUGACUGCACUCUGCUGCUCUUGGUGGUUGAGAUUUGCUUUUCAUGCUGCCAGCCCACACGUGGUGCUUGUCUGGGGGGUUUGGGGUGCACCUCCACACAACAGAGUGCACCACCUCCAUUCCCCUUCUGCCAUAACCAGGAAUUUUGGUUGAGGUGUUGAUCCUGCUGACCUGUGGCUGUUGCUGGGCUCCAACUUGGCUGUCUCUUCCUGAGGGAACUCACCAAGUGUGGCUCUGCCUUUCAUCCCAGUGUUGUCCCUGCCCAGCAGGCACUGGACAUGCCACCAUGCCUGCUGGAGAUGCAGAUGCUGAAGCUGCAGCUGAGGUGGAAGAGGCUUCUCUGCUAAGGGCAGGGUUUGAUUCUAAGGUUCAGUGCUGUGAUGGGGCUAUGGGUGAGAGCCCUCUUCAUCCCAGUUUUGUUUCUUGCAGUGCUCAGAAAGGCACUGGAUGCUGAAGCUGCUGGAGCAACAUCUUCUGCAGCUGCUCCAGUCACCUGUUUGUUGUUUAAAAGUUGACACCAGUCAGCUCUUGUUCUAAUAAUAGAUUCUGCUCUGAAAAGCAGAACAACAGCACCCCAAAGGCAGCAGGAUGUUAACACUGAUAUUAACAGGAACAAUAAUGAUCAACCUCUGCCAGGUGCAGCAGGGCCAGUCCCAGUGUGCAGAACAGAGGGGCGGCAGCACCAGUGUGGGGAGACACUGUCAAACUUAAUGUUCCUCUCGUAACCAGCAACGUUCUUGACAACUAAUAAACUUGAGAGACCUUCA